CCUACCAAACGAAUCAUGUAUUCGCCAGAAUUGGUUGUCAUUUUGGCCAUCAUUUCUUCUAUCUCAGCAGUGUUGGGAUUUUAUAACAUCUGCCCAGUUCAGCCUGUCAGCUGCUCUUGCCCGUCACAGUGGCAAAUGUGGCACAACGCGUGCUAUCGCAUCACUCCACCGCAUAAUUGGGAUGAUGCCAAGACAGUUUGCCAAGAUUUGGGAGGCAAGAUGGCCGCUCCUCGCUCGCUGGAAGAAAUGAAGUUCAUGGUGGACAUGGCACGAGAGGUGGACAGUGAAUACUACGUCUGGAUUGCUUGCAAUGACAAAGAUGUUGAAGGGACUUGGGAGUGUGACGGCCAGGAAGGAAGAGAGCCCUUCCUGGAAUGGAGUGCUAAUCAACCAGAUGAUUUCAAAGACAAUCAAGAUUGUGUGGUAGUAGCCAGAAAUCAGAAUGACAAAAUGGAUGACGAUUUUUGUGCUGAGAGUCGUAUGGCAUUGUGUGUUCAUCAGGCGGCUUGUCCUCAUCCCCCAACCCAACCCCAUCGAUACUGCCUCUCUACUGACACACGCGGCCGCAUUCUCAACUCAACCUGCCUCCUCGACCACAACAUCCGGGAGUUUAUCACCGAGGGCGUGGCCGCCUGCGGCUCAGCCUGCGCUAAGGAGCCCGGAUGUUUCUCCUUCAACAUCAAGAACACCGAAGAAGGGAAGAAAAUAUGCCAGCUGAACAACAGCACAAGCUCCGAAGAUAAGGACAAGUUUCAAAACACCGAUUAUUUCUGCAUGUACUCAGAAGUAUGCACCGGCUAGAAUUAACAACAGGGGAACAUUCUCGGUGAUAAUUAUACAUACCAUUGUCUAGAAACUCGAACUUAAAAUAAAUGGGGAAAAGCACAAGGAUAUGCUUCUUACGAGGACAAACCAUUGGGGAAGCACUUUUUUGUACAACAAGAUUUCAGGACAACAAAUUCGUUGUUUUCGAGGGAAAAGUGAUUCAACCAUGUUCUUUGACAUAAGGUAAACACAUAAUUAUUUCGUCCUCAUUACGUGUGCAAAGGAAAAAACGAAUACUGGGGAAAAAACACGAGUAUUGCUUGACCUUUGACUCCCGAGAAAUGUUGUCAACGAAAACCGAUUUUUUUUUCUCUGUGUCUGUGUCAUUUGGCUGUUCAAAACAAUUUAAGUCUCAUAAAAUGUUGUAAUAGCGUAAUCUUAAUAUGGAAACAUCACUAUAUACAUAGUGAGUUUAGAUGAAUUUACUUUUUUCUUUUAGGCCUAUGCGUUUAGUUUCUUUGGUACUACGACAAAUUAUUGAUUGAAAACAGUUAUGUGAAAUCGUCUGUUUGUAAAUUCGCAUUUAAAGUAUUCUAGGGUUCGUAUAUUUUGUGCUUUGAGGUUAAACAAGAGUUGUAACGAGUAGCAUUAAAUGGUGUAUGAUGUUUUCUGCAGCGAAGUGAGACUAAAAUGGCUUUAAAAAAUUAACAUAACAGUUUUUGUAAAUCCUUGUUAAUUCCAAUUUUUCGAAAAUUAAUGAUACGUGAUAAUUGAUGAUUGUCAAUCAGUAAUUUGUAAAUUAUUAUCGCUUGGUAAAUUGUUGUUGAUUUUCAGUUGAUUUUGAAAUUGCGUUCCCCGUGCUCUUAAAAAAACAAUGCGAAUUUUGUUUUAUUAUUGAUUUUGGACUUGUAUGUUUUAUAAAAUAAAAAUCUCCGUUUUUG
This is a messenger RNA of Patiria miniata (bat star), 1706 nucleotides long. RefSeq names its product E-selectin-like. Lineage: Eukaryota; Metazoa; Echinodermata; Asteroidea; Valvatida; Asterinidae. The transcript has a single exon. The record is from RefSeq and is a predicted model, not a curated record. The annotation marks the transcript as partial.